AUGUUGAAAAAACUCACAAAUGUUCUCUCAGCUUCAACAACAACAUCAUCAUCAUCGGCUGCUGCUUCUUCUACCACUUCCAUAGUAGCAUCCAUGAAUUCCAUGAUGAUGAAAAAUAAUUUAUUAUUAACAAAGAAUAAUUUAAUUCAUCAUCAUCAUCAAUCGAAGGCUUCUUUUUCAUCACUAUUAAAUGUGAGUCAUUAUGAAUCAUCAUCACCUUCCGAUAAUAUUAGUAGUAAUAUACAAACAACAACAACAACACAAAAGGCUCCAAGUAAAAAUUGUACUACUAAAAAGUACAUUGAAGAUACUAAACCAUCAAAGGCUUCUUCUACUAAUAUUAAUGGUCAUUCAUCUACAUCAUCAUCUACAUCAUCAUCCUCUCAAAAGAUAGUUAUUAAUACAAAAUUAAAUACUAGUGUUAAAAACUUUAUUAGAAAUUCAUCAUCCUCAUCAUCCGCAUCCGCAUCAUCCUCAUUAAUUCAAAGUGAAAAUGAUAAAAAGAUUAAAAAACAAAAAAGUACAGAUUUAAAAUCACUUUCAUUAAAACUUCAUGAACCUUUAUUUGGAAGUGAAAGUGUUGAAAAUAUUUCUAAAUUAACAGAAUAUUCAAAUCAAGUAAAAGAAAGAAUAUUAAAAUUAUAUCAAAAUUAUGAACCAUAUCAAUAUGUUGAAUUAACAAGAUAUUUACUUUAUUUAAAUCAAGUACAAUAUAUUCCUGAUGUUAUUACAAUGGCUAAUAAGAAUAGAAAUGUAAUUUCACAUUAUUCAUUUGCUAAAGAAUUAGCUUAUCAAUUAGAAAGAAAAGGAAAACAUAUUCAUAGUCAUUUAAAUGAAUAUGAAGGUAUUGAUACUAAAUUAAUAUUAAAUCAAUGUUCUAAAUGUUUAGAUUUAAUGAUUUCAAGUGGAUAUAAAGCUGUUAAAACUACAAAUACUGAUAUUUUCAUUGACAUGUUAUGUUAUAGAAUUAAAAUGUUUCAUCAUUCAAAUGAUUUUAAAGGUAAUUUUUAA
Naegleria gruberi is the source of this 1011-nucleotide messenger RNA. RefSeq lists its product as uncharacterized. The transcript has a single exon. The record is from RefSeq and is a predicted model, not a curated record. NCBI's taxonomy places the organism in Eukaryota, Heterolobosea, Eutetramitea, Acrasida, Naegleriidae. Bases 1 to 1011 code for a protein of 336 amino acids.